Molecule: messenger RNA, 1273 nt
Organism: Solanum tuberosum (potato)
Lineage: Eukaryota; Viridiplantae; Streptophyta; Magnoliopsida; Solanales; Solanaceae
Product: hyoscyamine 6-dioxygenase-like
Exons: 4
Coding region: 64-1074 (336 amino acids)
Source: RefSeq, a predicted model, not a curated record
GUUAUUUAUACAAAGCAUCUAUGUACAAAUUGAUUCAAACACACAAGAAAACUCAAGAAAUUAAUGGAUAUCUUGAUUUCCAAUUGGUCAAAUGUUGAAUUUGUGCCUAAAACAUAUAUUUUCCCACCAGAAAGUAGACCAGGAAAGCUUGAAUUUCCUGUUUGCACUGAUAUACCACUCAUAGAUUUGGCUCAUAAUAAUCCAGAUGAAACAAUUCAACAAGUUAUUAGAGCAUGCCAAGAAUUUGGAUUCUUUCAGGUGAUAAACCAUGGAGUAAGUGAAAAUCUAAUGGAUGAUACAAUGAAUAUAUACAAGGAGUUCUUCAAAUUGCCUGGUGAAUACAAGGCAAAAUUUUACUCAAAUGACAUAAACAAGAGCUGCAAAAUAUUUUCAAGUACUUUAUCAUAUGAUACUGAUGAAGUUCACUAUUGGAGAGAUACAUUUACUCAUCGUUGCCAUUCUUUAGAGGAACAUAUCCCUUCUUGGCCUGAUAAGCCCACCAAUUAUAGAGAAGUGGUUAGUGAGUAUUCAAUAGAAACAAGGAAGCUAUUUAACAAGAUUUUGGAUAUGAUAUGCAAAGGAUUAGGACUAGAGAAAGGUUAUUUUGAAGGUGAAUUAAGUAAAACUCAUUUGAUAUCUGUUAAUCAUCAUAUUCCAUGUCCAAGUCCAAGUUUAACACUAGGAAUGCCAGUACAUUCUGAUCCAAAUCUCAUAACAAUGCUUCAACAAGGUGAAGUUCCUGGACUUCAAAUACUUAAGGAUGGACAAUGGAUUGGUGUUAAACAUAUUCCUCAUACUCUAAUUGUUAUCCCUGGUCUACAAUUGAAGGUAAUAAGCAAUGAUAGGUUCAGGACUCCGGUUCAUCGGGUGGUUACACACCCAAAAGAGGUUCGAACCACAAUUGGUGUAUUUCUCGGUCCGUCGCCCGAGUUUUUAGUAAAACCGGCUACUGCUUUGAUUCACACUGCACCAAUGUUUAGAGCCUUUGCUUAUCCAGAAUUCCUUGAAGUAUUUGUUGGUCUGGCUAAAUUUGAUGCUCAACUUGCCCUCAACCAUUUUAGGAGCAAAUCUUAGCUUUUAAUUAUUUGAAGAAAAAAAAAAAGAUUGUUGUAAAAUAUAAUAUGGUGUGUGGUACUAUAUAUGGUCAUAUAAUUGGAGAAAUUUGUCAAAAGAAUAUGAUGAUGUAUGGUUUGUUUUUGUAUCUAAGAGAAGAGCUCCCCUUUAUGUUGUAUCUAGUCUUGGCUCAUGUAAUAAUUUGUGAUAUACUAUAUAA